Molecule: messenger RNA, 2379 nt
Organism: Neofelis nebulosa (Clouded leopard)
Lineage: Eukaryota; Metazoa; Chordata; Mammalia; Carnivora; Felidae
Gene: CRIP3
Product: cysteine rich protein 3
Exons: 8
Coding region: 1313-2041 (242 amino acids)
Source: RefSeq, a predicted model, not a curated record
GGGGAGGGGCACAGAGAGAGGGAAAGAGAAAAUCCCAAGCAGGCUCCGUGCUGUCAGCACAGAGCCCUAUGCAGGGCUCAAAUUCACAAAUCACAAGAUCAUGACCUGAGCCAAAACCAAGAGUCAGACACUCAACUGACUGAGGCACCCAGGCACCCCAAAUCAGGUUGUCUUUUUAUUGCUGAGUUGUGAGAGUCCUUUAUAUAUUCUGAUUAUUAGAUCAUUAUCAGAUACAUGUUUGCAAAUAUUUACUCCCAUUCUCUGUGGAUUUUCUUGAAGUGUCCUUUGAGGUGCUGCUGGGCUACUUUUAACAAAUACUAAAACACCUCAAAACAAAAUUAGGAAUAUGUAAUUAGUGUCUGAAUUAUAGCUUUAAAUUUAGAAGCAUUAUAAAGCCCAACUGGCUCAGUAGGAAGAGCAUGAAACUUUUGAUCUUGGGAUUGUGAGUUAGAGCCCCACAUUAGCUGUAGAGAUUACUUUAAAAUCUUAAAAAUAAGCAUUAUAAUGUCAUAAGCAAAAGUUGUUGUUUUUAAGUUUAUUUAGAGAGUGCGAGCAGGGGAGGGGCAGAGAGAAAGGGAGAGAGAGAAUCCCAAGGAGGUUCCUCACUGUCAGUGCAGAGCCCAAUGCAGGGCUCCAUCUCACCACCCUGGGAUAAUGACCUGAGCUGAAAUCAAGAGUCAGUCGUUUAACCGACUUAGCCACCCAGGCGCCCCUCACAAGCAAGCUAUUGUAUACAUACCAGUUUUGAGGCUUCCAAAGAAUCUUGAGUUCAUUAUGAGAUCCAUCAUAAUGAUAGCUAUCACUUUUAUAGCAGUUAUGUGCUAAGCACUGUUUGGGCACUUUCCAUGUAUUAACCUACUUAAGUUUCCACAGCAAUCCUAUGAGGUAGAGAUUUGUCAUUAUACUCAUUGUACAAAUAAAACGGAUGCAGAAGGAGCUUAAGUAAUUUGCCUGAAGCCAGAGAGUAAAUAGCAGAGAUGCUCCCCAGAUUCCGUUGCUCUUAACCAACCACCUGAGAGACUGCCAAGGCUGAAUUAAAACAUUUCAAAGAAUGCCUGACCCCUCACUUUAAGGAAAUAAUAGUGUUUUCAUGGCGUCUACACUCUGGAUAAUUUUCCUCUUGUACCAAGCCAAAAACUAGUGCCACCCUUCCAGGCGUCUUCAUUUCUAUCUUCCUUUCCAGUCUGGUUUCACGUCCCUCUAUUUUCUCCACCGGCCGGAGGCUUUAGUUUUGGAAGUAACCGUCUCCCAGGUGGAGUUGUUCUAAAUUUCUGACGGCCAAUAGGCGCCGAGGCGCCUCGGAUCCAGCCCAAUGAGGCUCAAAGCUGAGCCAUGGGAGGGGCCAGCGAAGGGGGCGGGAACGGAGCCCCCCUACGUGGUGCCUACUGUGUGCGGCGCCAGCUUCCUGCGCGGAGCCAUGAGCUGGACCUGCCCGCGUUGCCAGCAACCCGUUUUCUUCGCGGAGAAGGUGAGCUCCCUGGGCAAGAACUGGCAUCGCUUCUGCCUGAAAUGUGAGCGCUGCCACAGCGUCCUGUCCCCAGGAGGGCAUGCAGAGCACAACGGGAGGCCGUAUUGCCACAAGCCAUGCUAUGGGGCUCUCUUCGGACCCAGGGGGGUGAACAUUGGUGGUGUGGGCUCCUACCUCUACAACUCCCCCACUCCCACCCCUGCCAGCACCACUCCCCUCAGCCCCAGCAGCUUUAGCCCCCCCAGGCCCAGGACUGGCCUCCCCCAGGGCAAGAAAAGCCAUCCCCACAUGAAGACAUUCACUGGAGAGACUUCACUGUGCCCUGGCUGCAAAGAACCUGUCUAUUUUGCUGAGAAGGUGAUGUCUUUGGGCAGAAAUUGGCACCGACCCUGUCUGAGGUGCCAGCGCUGCCGGAAGACCCUCACUGCUGGGAGUCAUGCUGAGGUGAACAGGCAUGACGGCGUCCCCUACUGCCACAUCCCCUGCUACGGCUACCUGUUUGGCCCCAAAGGUGUGAACAUUGGUGAUGUGGGCUGCUACAUCUAUGACCCUGUGGAGAUAAAAUCCAAAUGAGAUGCUCACAGGAGAGGUCACUCUAACUUGGACCUCACCCAUUCCCUCCAUGGUCCUACUGGAAGCUACAGAAUUCUUCAGUCCCACAGGGGGAAGGUGGGCUUCAGGUGGCCUGGGCCUAGGCUCUACGGUAGACCGGGGGGUCUAGACAUUCUCUGCCAAUUCCUGCCUUUCCCAUUUCUAUCUGGUCAGGGGAACUAGGCUACCACAUUUUAAAGGGUAGCCUCCUGGCCUUCCCAAUCCCUUUCCCUAGCAAAUUCUAUAACUUCAAGGUACUUAUAAAAUGUGUUGAUUUUGGCUUCUCCAAUAAAAUGUUGGCUCCCAUGCCUUCAACUCUU